Lycium barbarum (goji berry) is the source of this 2352-nucleotide messenger RNA. RefSeq names its product cytochrome P450 71AP13-like. Gene Ontology annotation, molecular function: heme binding; oxidoreductase activity, acting on paired donors, with incorporation or reduction of molecular oxygen; iron ion binding. NCBI's taxonomy places the organism in Eukaryota, Viridiplantae, Streptophyta, Magnoliopsida, Solanales, Solanaceae. The record is from RefSeq and is a predicted model, not a curated record.
AUGGGUCGAGUUUUCAUCGUGCCUAAGGGAGCUGGGUACUAUCCAGAUCAUGAAACUACAAAAGCUAUACUGGAUGUUGUUCGGAGGCUUUAUGAUGAUCGAUUUUAUACUAUAUGGGGUGAAAUUCCAUAUGAUACUCGACAGACUAUAUUUAAAGAGUUUAACAUGUUAUGUAGGUGGGAUCCAACACACAAUGAAAGGGUUGUUGUGAACUUUGAGAAGAAAGGAAGUGCAAGGUUGUCUGGCUGGUUUUCGACGACUAGAAAGCAUAUGAAGAAGCCCCAAUGGCUAACCGACGGACAGUGGGAGCAACUUAAGGCAUAUUGGCGAACUCCUGAGUUUAUCGCCGAGUUUGAGCAGGCAAAGACUGCCCGUGCGUCCCAGAAAGGUGGCUCUUUGCACACUGUAGGUGCAAAAAGUCAGGGUCAUGUGGCUAAGAUAAUGAAAAAGGAUACGGGACAGAUGCCGACUCAGGAUGAGCUAUUCCUAAAGACCUACGCAAAAAAUAAGAAGUCAGAGUCAGAUCCGAUUGAAUGGGUUGAGAACAGGGCCCGGAAUUCUUACAAUCCAUUUAUGCAAGAAGUAAAGCAAUACAACCAAACUCAGCCUGACCAGUCGAGCCAUCCUCCACCGGAAUUAGAGGUGUGGCUGCAACAAUUAGCUGCUGCUUCAAUGUCUUUUCUCCAACAGCCUGAGGCAAACUUUCAACCAUUAGUCUUAGCAUCAAUCUUCCUGCUACUUGUUCUGAGGUUCCUCUUUAAUAAAAACAAGAAAAGAUAUACCAAACUCCCCCCAAGCCCUCCAAAGUUACCCAUUAUUGGCAACCUUCAUCAACUAGGAAAUGCACCUCACAAGUCCCUGCACUGCCUUGCAAAGAAUUUAGGCCCAAUCAUGUACCUAAAACUCGGCGAAAUACCAACAAUAGUAGUGUCAUCUGCAAGCAUAACAAAAGAAGUAAUCAGGACUCAUGAUCUUGCUUUCGCAACUCGGCCUCAGAUAUAUUCAGCCAAACAACUAUUAUACAAUUGGACUGACAUUGGCUUUGCACCAUGUGGUUCUUACUGGAGACAGAUGCGUAAAAUUUGCAUACUCGAGCUACUUAGCACAAAGCGAGUGCAAUCCUUUUCUCUCAUUAGAGAAGAGGAAGUUGCUCGUCUUGUACAUCGGAUUACAGAAUCAUACCCUGGCACCACAAACUUAAGUAAAAUACUAGCUCUGUAUGCAAACAAUGUCAUUUGUCGUGUUGCUUUUGGGAAGAUUUUCACAGAAGGUGGAGAUUAUGAACGUCACGGGUUUCAUAAGUUGCUUGAUGAAUUCCAGGAACUUCUCGGCGGAUUAAGCAUUGGAGAUUUCUUUCCUUUGAUUGAAUGUAUUAUACAGAGACUAACAGGAUUGAAAUCGAGACUAGAAGACACCUCCAGUCGCUUUGAUCAGCUUCUUGAUGAGAUAGUGGAGAAUCACAUUAGAUCUGGAAAUGAGAAAGAUCAUAAGGAUAUUGUCGAUGUUUUACUUGAAGUACAGCAGAAAGCAGAUCUUGAAGCACCUAUUACAAUGGAAAAUGUUAAAGCAGUCAUCUCGGACAUGUUUGCUGCAGGAACUGAUUCAACAUUCAUUACAUUGGAUUGGGCAAUGGCAGAGCUGUUGAUGAAUCCAAAAGCAAUGGAAAUAGCACAAACAGAAGUGAGAAAUGUUGAGGGCGAUAGAAGCUUUGUGUCAGGAAGCCAUUUGCCUCAAUUGAACUACAUCAAAGCUAUCAUAAAAGAAGUCUUUCGGUUGCGUCCUCUUGGUCCAUUACUAAUUCCAAGAGAGUCCACUGCAGAAAUUACCAUAGAGGGAUAUACUAUUCCUCCCAAAACAAGGUUUUUAAUCAACGCGUGGGCUAUAGGAAGGGAUCCAGAUAUUUGGAAAAAUCCUGAUGUAUUUAAUCCUGAUAGAUUUAUUCGUAAAGACAUUGAUUUUAAAGGGCAAGAUUUUGAGCUUAUACCAAUUGGCGUUGGUAGAAGAAUUUUCCCUGGUAUUUCAUUUGCUAGCGUGAAUAUUGAGCUAGCUUUAGCUCAACUUCUUCACAGCUUUGAUUGGGAACUUCCCCCAGGUAUCGAAGCUAAACAUAUGGACACGACAGAAGCUUUUGGAAUAUCAAUGCCCAGGAUAUCUCCUCUUAUCCUGAUUGCCAAGCUGCACUUUCCUGGAUUAGAGCUCAAAUUGGACUCACCAGAUUUUGAGCUUAUAAUCGAAUUUAGUGCAGCUUUGGAUAUCUUGGGAGAAUUUCGCCAAUUUGAAUAUUGCAUGCAUGGAAAAUACAGAGCUGCUAUGAUCAGGUCUGCAUUUCUAACCCCUGUUGGAAAUCACUAA